AGCACAGGAAGGGGAAGGAAGAGGAGGGCUGCACGUCUUCCACUUCCCCACCCUCUUCCUGCCCUGUGCGAUGCUCCUGUGUGCCCCUUUCACCAUGGCUGCAGUGCUGAGACCCCAGUGUGUGCCCGCGGGGGGGAUGUGCCCGCUCGGGUGUGUAUGAGUGCCAGGCUGUGCCUCUUUCCCGCACUUUCAUCACUGCAAGAUACAGCCGACAACUCCGGACUAGUUUGUGUGUCUGCAGUGCCUGGCUACUCGUCGCCGCCGGCAUGGCGUCCUAUGUGGAUAAUAGUUUCAGACAGUCUGUGAUGAAGCCCCCGGCUGACAGGAGUCCUCAGGAUCUGGAGAUAGUUUACUCAUACCUGCAUGGAAUGGAAGCACUAUCAAAUCUACGGGAGCAUCAGCUGAGACUGAUGUGUGAAACUGUCCGGUAUGAAAGACAUGAAGCUAAUGAAGUGUUAUACUACCCUGAUGAUAUCGGUACCUGCUGGUAUAUCCUUUUAUCUGGAUCUGUGUUUAUCAAGGAGUCCAUGUUUCUCCCCAGGAGCAGCUUUGGCAAAAGAUCUGCAGGAAGCUUCAGGCGUGGUUGUGAAUGCAUUGUGUUGGAACCCUCCGAAAUGAUUGUGGUGGACUAUAUGGAUGAAAAUGAAGAGUAUUUCCAGCGACAAGCAUCUCACAGACAGUCUCGCCGGAGAUUCAGGAAGAUUAAUCAGAAAGGAGAGAGACAGACAAUCAUCGAUACUGUGGAGCCUUAUCCUGUUGGAAAACCUCCCCUUCCAAGAGGCUACCACACGGAAUGCACUAAGCCUCAGCUUCCUGCUGAUUUCACCAAACUGCAUAUCACAGACAGCCUACAUCCACAGGUGACCCAGGUGUCCUCCAGUCAUUCAGGAUGUAGCAUCACUAGCGAUUCUGGGAGCAGCAGCUUGUCUGACAUCUACCAGGCCACAGAAAGUGAGCCCGGAGAUAUGGACCUGAGUGGGCUGCCAGAGACUGCUGUAGACUCAGAAGAUGACGAUGACGAAGAGGAUAUCGAGAGAGCAUCUGAUCCUUUAAUGAGCCGAGAUAUUGUUAGAGACUGCCUGGAAAAAGAUCCCAUUGACCGAACAGAUGAUGACAUUGAACAACUCCUGGAGUUCAUGCAUCAGUUGCCUGCUUUUGCCAAUAUGACGAUGUCUGUCAGACGGGAACUGUGCGCUGUCAUGGUGUUUGCUGUUGUGGAACGGGCAGGGACUGUCGUACUAAAUGAUGGAGAGGAGCUCGAUUCCUGGUCAGUCAUUUUAAAUGGCUCAGUGGAAGUGACAUACCCUGAUGGGAGAACAGAAAUACUUUGCAUGGGAAACAGCUUUGGAGUCUCUCCAACCAUGGAGAAGGAAUUCAUGAAGGGAGUGAUGAGAACCAAAGUGGAUGAUUGCCAGUUUGUUUGUAUAGCCCAGCAAGAUUAUUGUCGCAUCCUGAACCAGGUGGAGAAGAACAUGCAAAAAGUAGAAGAAGAGGGGGAAAUUGUCAUGGUGAAAGAGCACAGAGAACUUGACCGCACUGGUACCAGGAAAGGUCACAUCGUCAUCAAGGGAACUGCUGAACGUCUGACAAUGCACCUUGUGGAAGAACAUUCUGUGGUAGACCCAACGUAUAUAGAAGAUUUCCUCCUCACAUAUAGGACUUUUCUGUCAAGCCCCAUGGAAGUUGGGAAGAAGUUAUUGGAGUGGUUUAAUGACCCUAGCCUCAGGGACAAGGUGACUCGAGUAGUAUUGCUCUGGGUUAACAACCAUUUCAAUGACUUUGAAGGUGACCCAGCUAUGACUCGUUUUUUAGAGGAAUUUGAGAACAACUUGGAACGUGAGAAAAUGGGAGGACACCUCCGACUGCUGAAUAUUGCAUGUGCUGCCAAGGCAAAGAGAAGAUUAAUAACACUAACAAAGCCUUCUCGAGAAGCCCCCUUGCCUUUCACCCUUCUUGGGGGGUCAGACAAGGCAUUUGGCAUCUUUGUUGACAGCGUGGAUCCUGGAAGUAAAGCUGUGGAAGCUGGCUUAAAGAGAGGGGAUCAGAUAUUGGAGGUGAAUGGUCAAAACUUUGAAAACAUUCAGCUAAUGAAGGCUAUGGAAAUUCUCAAGAACAACACUCACUUGGCUAUCACUGUGAAAACAAAUUUGUUUGUCUUCAAAGAGCUUCUUGCAAGAAUGUUGGAAGAAAAAAGAAACAGUGCCCCACAUUUGCCCAAAAUUGGCGACAUCAAGAAAACCAGUCGUUAUUCUAUUCCAGAUCUGGCUGUUGAUGUUGAACAAGUUAUAGGACUUGAAAAAGUGAGCAAAAAGGCCAAAGCCAACACAGUCGGAGGAAGGAAUAAGCUGAAGAAGAUUUUGGAUAAAACUCGGAUCAGUAUUCUUCCUCAGAAACCUUACAAUGACAUUGGAAUUGGCCAUUCUCAAGAUGACAGCAUUGUUGGUCUACGGCAGACCAAACACAUGCCAGCUACUCUCCCUGUCAGUGGGACACUGUCAUCCAGUAAUCCAGAUCUGCUGCAGUCUCACCACCGUAUCUUAGACUUUACCACCACUCCAGAUCUGCCUGACCAGGUACUGCGAGUUUUUAAAGCCGACCAGCAGAGCCGUUACAUAAUGAUAAGCAAAGAUACCACCGCCAAGGAAGUGGUUAUUCAGGCUAUCAGGGAAUUUGCACUUACUGCUGUGCCUGAUGCCUACUCUUUAUGUGAGGUGUCUGUCACCCCUGAAGGUGUAAUCAAGCAGAGGCGACUACCAGAUCAGCUAUCGAAGCUGGCAGACAGAAUACAACUGAGUGGAAGGUAUUACCUUAAAAACAACAUGGAAACAGAAACAUUGUGUUCAGAUGAAGAUGCCCAGGACUUGCUGAGAGAGAGCCAUCUUUCCUUGCUUCAGUUAAGUACCAUUGAGGUGGCUACACAGCUCUCAAUGAGGAACUUUGAGCUGUUUAGGAACAUUGAGCCCACAGAGUACAUUGAAGAUCUCUACAAACUGAAGUCAAAGAUUGGCAGCACUAACCUCAAGAACUUUGAAGAUGUAAUUAACCAAGAAACCUUCUGGGUGGCCACAGAAAUUUUAAGGGAAACCAACCAGCUGAAAAGGAUGAAGAUUAUCAAGCAUUUUAUCAAGAUAGCACUGCACUGUAGAGAAUGCAAGAACUUCAACUCUAUGUUUGCAAUCAUUAGUGGCUUAAAUUUGGCUGCAGUAUCCAGACUAAGAACAACAUGGGAAAAGCUGCCUAGUAAAUAUGAAAAACUUUUUCAAGAUCUUCAAGACCUCUUUGACCCCUCGAGGAAUAUGGCGAAAUAUCGUAACAUGCUGAACAGCCAGAACCUACAGCCACCCAUCAUCCCAUUAUUUCCUGUUAUAAAGAAAGAUCUUACUUUUCUACAUGAAGGAAACGACUCCAAGGUGGAGGGGCUUGUGAACUUUGAAAAACUAAGAAUGAUCGCAAAAGAAAUCCGGCACGUUGGCAGAAUGGCCUCUGUGAACAUGGACCCUGCCCUGAUGUUCCGCACAAGGAAGAAGAAAUGGAGAAGUUUGGGGUCACUCAGUCAAGGAAGCACCAAUUCUGCUAUUUUGGAUGUGGCACAGACAGGUGGUCACAAAAAACGAGUACGUCGAAGCUCUUUUCUGAAUGCCAAGAAACUCUAUGAAGAUGCACAGAUGGCUCGCAAAGUGAAGCAAUACCUGUCUGACCUGAAUCUUGAAAUGGAUGAAGAGAAUCUUCAGACAUUAUCCCUCGUAUGCGAGCCUUCUACAAAUACAUUGCCAAAAACACCUUGUGACAAGAGAUCAGGGAAGCCAGACACAUCGCCAGUAGCACCGCGGGCAGCUACUCAGCAAAAACAGCAACAGCCAAUAAAGGUGAACCAAGCAUUGCAGGUGCCAGCUGUGGCUCUUUAUCCUUCCAGGAAGAAGGUGCCAGUCAAGGAUCUUCCUCCUUUUGGCAUCAACUCACCACAAGCGUUAAAGAAAAUUCUUUCCUUAUCAGAAGAAGGAAGUUUUGAACGACACAAGAAAGCAGCAGAGGACACUUUAUCCAAUGCAUCAUCGCAGCUUUCGUCUCCUCCGACCUCCCCGCAGAACUCUCCAAGAAAAGGAUAUUCCAUGCCAGCAAGUGGCACUGUGGAUAAUUUCUCAGACUCUGGGCACAGUGAGAUCUCUUCUCGUUCCAGUAUAGUUAGCAAUUCCUCAUUUGAUGGCAUGCACCUCCAUGAUAAUAGGCGGCAGCGGCAUUCAGUGAGCAUUGUGGAGACUAAUCUGGGUGUGGGGAGGACAGACAGAAGAGCUGCAAUGGAAGCCGAGCCUUGCUACAUGGGGCACUAUGCACAUUUGGUGGAGAAUAGAGGCUUGUACGCGAGUGGAACGGUUUUGUCUUCUCCGAGCAUGGAGGAACUGUCCCAGGAUCAGGGUGAUAGAGCUUCACUGGAUGCUGCAGACAGCGGACGAGGUAGCUGGACCUCUUGUUCAAGUGGCUCCCAUGACAACAUACAGACUAUACCACAUCAGAGGAGUUGGGAGACUCUGCCAUUUGGCCAUGUUCAUUUUGACAGCACAUCAGAUGGGGCAGGUUACUGGCCUUCGGGAAGUCAUAUAGACCAUUUAAUAUUUUCUGAUCAUAGCACAAAGCAUGGCAGACACAAUCAAGGAAGAGAAGCUUUAGAACAAGCACAGUCCAGAGCAAGCUGGGCAUCUUCCACUGGCUACUGGGGUGAGGACUCAGAGGGGGACACUGGCACCAUUAAGAGACGAGGGGGAAAAGACGUUGCUAUUGAAGCAGAAACAAGCAGCAUAUCAUCACAAACUGCAGAAGAGACAAAGCCUCUGCCUGUGCCCACACACAUAGCUGUGACAGCAGCUUCCUCAAAGGGUCUUAUUGUGUAUUGUGUUACCACAGCACGGAAAGAUGGCCGGUAUCGAGAACCACCACCAACACCUCCUGGAUAUGUAGGAAUUCCUAUAGCAGACUUUGCAGAAGGACACCCACAGUUAUCCAGAAAGCCACCAGAUUACAAUGUAGCACUGCAGCGCUCCAGGAUGAUGGCUCGAAGGGGUGACAGUGAAGGAGGACCUGCAACAUCUCCCCCAUCACACAAUCAACAUUCUAGCAAGAUUGUUAACAAGCCACAGUGGCAUAAACCAAAUGAUACAGAUCCACGACUAUCUAAGUAUCAGGCACAAGGGGUUACAAAAGAUGACGAUGAUGAGCAAGUAUCUGCUGUGUGAGGAUGACAUCUUGCCCUGUGAAAGGAUAAGCCGCCUUGAAAAGAGAGCACAAAAGGACAUCCCAUAUGACUGGAGCCUGUGGACCUGUUUCCUCCUCUUCUGCCUUAAAGCAGCACUGGGCAUCAUCAGUCCCUCUGUCCCGCUCCCCGGCAUGUGAAAUACUGUGAAAACAUCAUUUUGGCACUUUUUGUCCUUGGCAAAAGCUGUGUUGCUUGAAACAGUGCAGAAAGCUGCCUCCAGGAGGUAGCUGGAUGGACCUUGCACAUCGUCAUUCCAAACUCCACAAAUACCACAUCAGCAACGACCCCGACCCUGAUUACACUUCCUCAUGCUCUGAGGGUGUCUUUAUUUUUAAAUCGGUUUUAACUUUGAUUCACUAUCUCGGCUUUGUCUGCUGUUUGUAGGCCAAGCUAGUCACGUGCUUCUGUCAGCCUUUUUUAACGUGAGCUGAGAUUGCAUUUCAGAAGUCUCUGUGCACAGAUUGUUGAGUUGAUUUUGUUUCGUUUACAGUCCCGUUUGUUACACUAUGAUACCUUUAAUGCGCGAGGAGUCCUCUGCAGCAAAGGAGGUGCACACUUUGCGCACUGAGAGCUUAUUUGUUACAUCAGGAUACAGUGUUAUUUCACACCUAAGUUAUGAAUUAUUUUUAUGUUUAUAUAGAGAUUUUUAAUUCUGAUAAAAGAACUGGAUUAUAUUGAAGUGAUGGCAGCUUGGGACUCUCAACAAAUGCUAUUAGUAGUUAUUAAGACGAACUCUCAUUGCUCAUC
Nanorana parkeri is the source of this 5995-nucleotide messenger RNA. It is a transcript of the gene RAPGEF2, whose product is annotated as Rap guanine nucleotide exchange factor 2. The transcript has 31 exons. Gene Ontology annotation, biological process: positive regulation of ERK1 and ERK2 cascade; small GTPase-mediated signal transduction. The record is from RefSeq and is a predicted model, not a curated record. Gene Ontology annotation, molecular function: protein binding; guanyl-nucleotide exchange factor activity. NCBI's taxonomy places the organism in Eukaryota, Metazoa, Chordata, Amphibia, Anura, Dicroglossidae. Bases 267 to 5228 code for a protein of 1653 amino acids.